UAUGUGGUCCUAACAAACAUUACGUUCAGUCCUGGACAGAUACUGCAACAACCCACAUCACUGGCGUGUAGCUACACACUUUUCGCUGCGAAGAAGUAAGUGGAUAAAACACGGAAUAUAACGAUAACGAACUACCGAACUAGAAGAAGUUGAACCGACCGACAUACGAAGAACGCAAAAAGGAAGCAUUUCCCUCCGUGUUGCAAAACUGUGGCUUGUUGGACAAAGUCUUGUUCUCGACUCUGUGCAUGUUGAAAUCGGAGGAGUGCAUUGGUACGGUGAUUCGGUCGGACACCGUCUAGUUUCCAAGCAGAGCGGCCGCAGCGGCAAGGCAACACCGGAGGCAUGAUUUUGAGAAGGGGCUCGGUUGUUGGCGUUGCUGAUUUUUGCUUACAUGCCUUGUUGUUGUGCCUUUGUGCAAAGGUGGCCGAGGGAACCGGUCAGUUCGAGUUGGAGAUCUUAUCGAUGAACAACCGGAACGGCGAGCUUCUUAGCGGGCUGUGUUGUGACGGCUCGCGGAUCACCGGGGAUCGGAAAUGCAGGAUGGAUGAGUGUGAUACGUAUUUUAAAGUGUGUUUGAAGGAAUACCAGUCGCGGGUUUCGGCUGCGGGACCUUGCAGCUUCGGGUCCGGUUCUACCCCUGUCCUUGGAGGGAAUACAUUUUCUUUGAAGAACUCGGCGAAGAACGAAAGAUCCAAGAUUGUUUUGCAGUUCAGUUUCGCCUGGCCGAGGUCCUACACAGUGAUAGUGGAAGCCUUGGACGCUAACAAUGACACCAGCGGUGGUGAUGGUCAGGUGAUUGAGAAGGCGUCCCACAGUGGGAUGAUCAACCCCAGCCAUCAGUGGCAGAAGCUCAGCCACAACGGUCCUAUUGGUCAGUUUGACUAUCAGAUCCGGGUCAGCUGUGACGAGCACUACUACGGCUUCGGAUGCAACAAGUUCUGCCGACCCCGAGACGAGUUCUUCGGACACUACACCUGCGACUACAACGGGAACAAGACCUGUCUGGAGGGCUGGUCUGGACUAGAAUGUAACACACCUAUUUGUCGGCAGGGCUGCAGUACAGAACAUGGACACUGCAAAGAGCCAGGUGACUGCAAGUGUCUGUAUGGCUGGCAGGGGCAGUACUGUGACCAGUGUAAUCCUCACCCUGGCUGUGUCCAUGGAACCUGUGUUGAACCAUGGCAGUGUCUAUGCGAUACCAACUGGGGAGGACAUCUCUGUGACAAAGAUCUGAACUUCUGUGGGACCAAACAGCCCUGUCUGAACGGAGGAACCUGCAGCAACACGGGACCUGACAAAUACCAGUGUUCCUGUGUUGAGGGCUACUCUGGAGUCAACUGUGAGAGGGCAGAGCAUGCAUGUCUGUCUGAUCCCUGCUCUAAUGGAGGGAGCUGUGUUGAGACCAGUCUGGGUUAUGAGUGUGUCUGUUCCCCGGGCUGGAGUGGACCCUCCUGUAGCCUCAAUGUUGAUGAGUGCUCUCCUAACCCCUGUAACCACGGUGGGACCUGUCAGGAUCUGGUUCAUGCUUAUAAGUGUCUCUGUCCUCCUCAGUGGACCGGCAAGACCUGCCUCAUCGACGCCAACGAAUGCGACAGCAAGCCCUGUGUCAACGCCAACUCUUGCCGCAACCUGAUUGGUGGAUACUUCUGCGAGUGCGUUCCUGGUUGGACGGGACAGAAAUGUGACAUCAAUAUCAAUGACUGCAAGGACCAAUGCCAGCACGGAGGAACCUGCAGGGACUUGGUGAACGGGUUCCGCUGUGUGUGUCCUGCGGGUUACUCUGGAGACCACUGUGAGAGAGAUGUGGAUGAAUGUGCCGGCGCUCCCUGUUUGAACGGCGGGCGAUGCCAAGACCAGGUCAACGGAUUCACCUGCCUCUGUCUGCCAGGAUUCUCGGGACAACUCUGUCAGUUGGACAUAGACUACUGCCUCGUCAACCCAUGUCAGAAUGGAGCCGCAUGUUACAACCUGGCUACAGGUCACUACUGCGCCUGUUCAGACGACUACGAAGGAAAAAACUGCUCUCACCUCAAAGACCACUGUCACACCAGCACGUGCAAAGUGAUUGACAGCUGCACGGUUGCCGUGGGAUCCAACAGUACCCCUGGAGGGGAGCGGUACAUCUCCUCCAACGUGUGUGGUCCUCACGGACGCUGUCGGAGCCAGGCUGGAGGACAGUUCAGCUGUGACUGUCAGGAGGGCUUCAGAGGCACAUACUGUCACGAGAAUAUUAAUGAUUGUGAGAGCAACCCGUGUGGUAACGGAGGAACCUGUAUAGAUAAAGUCAGUGUGUACCAGUGUAUCUGUGGAGACGGCUGGGAGGGGGAUCACUGCGAGACCAAUAUAGAUGACUGCAGCACUAGUCCAUGUCAUAAUGGAGGAACAUGUCGAGACCUGGUGACUGAUUUCUUCUGUGAGUGUAUGAACGGCUGGAAGGGGAAGACCUGCCACUCCCGUGAGAGCCAGUGUGAUGAGGCUACCUGUAACAACGGAGGGACAUGCCAUGACGAGGGAGACACCUUCCAGUGCAAGUGUUCCCCUGGAUGGGAGGGGGCUACCUGUAAUAUAGCUAAGAAUAGCAGCUGUCUUCCUAACCCCUGUGAGUACGGGGGAACCUGCGUGACCAGCGGGGACUCCUUCACCUGCGUCUGCAAGGAGGGCUGGGAGGGAGACACCUGUAAACAGAAUACCAAUGACUGCAAUCCACACCCAUGUUAUAACAGUGGGACCUGUGUAGAUGGUGAUAACUGGUAUCGAUGUGAAUGUGCUCCAGGCUUCGCUGGGCCAGACUGCAGGAUCAAUAUCAACGAGUGCCAGUCUUCUCCCUGUAUCUUUGGUUCCAGCUGUAUUGAUGAGAUUAAUGGCUACCGCUGCCUGUGUCCCCAAGACAGAGCUGGGCCACGCUGUCAGGAAGUGACACAGAGGCCGUGUUCGGUCAACGGUCGUCUGACCGCUGAAGGAGCUAAGUGGGAUGAGGACUGCAACACCUGUCAGUGUUUUAAUGGGAAGGUGGUGUGUACCAGGAUGUGGUGUGGUCCUAAGUCGUGCCGGGUCAGCAGUGGGGUCAAAGGUCGAGGCAGCGGAGGAGGCGGGGCCGGGUGUCGGUCUGGUCAGAGCUGUGUACCAAUCAGGGAGGAGCAGUGUUUUGUCCGACCGUGUCUGAAUCUUGGGGAGUGCCUCCCCUCCUCCCCACCAACCACCAAAUGUCACCCCAGCUCCGUUUACCACGACAACAGCUGUUCCAACAUCACGUUCACGUUCACCAAGGAGACCAUGCCCAGGGGUCUGAGUAUCGAGGCAGUGUGUAAGCAGCUGAGACAACUCUAUGUGCUGAAUAAUGUGUCCUCUGAGUAUUCUGUUUCCGUAACCUGUGACCCUUCAACCUCCGCCAGCAACGAGAUCCAUCUCAGCAUCUACACAGAGGCCCACCCGAUGGACAGAUCCCCUAUAAAGGAGAUAACAGAUAGGCUCGCCGAUCUGGUGUCUAAACACCAUGGCAACAACAGCAUCAUCAGCGCCAUCGCCAAGGUCCGUGUGCAGCGGAGGCCUAGUGCCAGCCAGACGGACUACCUAGUACCCUUGCUGUCCUCUGUCUUCAUUCUCCUCUGGAUCCUGGCGUUGGUCUCGGUCUUCCUCUACUGCGUGCGUCGCCGUCGGAAACGUGGCAGUCACCAUGGCAACGGAGCCUUGUCGUCCGCGGCAACCGACGACAACACAACCAACAACGUGCGUGAGCAGCUCAACCAGAUCAAGAACCCGAUCAACGAGAAACACGCCGGAGGCGGCGGCCAUCUUACAACAUCGGUGGCCAUCAAGGACUACGAGGAUAAGAACUCGAUCAUCGCCAAGGUACGGACACACCACCCCCCGGAGGGGGAGGAGGACAACGAUAAAGAGAGACACAUGGGGAACAAAGGACGCUUUGCGGUUCCAGCCAAACAACCCGCCUACACACUGGUGGAGCGGGAAGACUGGGGCCUCAAUGGAGGCCUGGGGGCCAACGGGCCCAACGAAGGGGACGGCAGGACCCCGGUGCAGCCCAGCUCCAAACACUGGACUAAUAAACAGGACAACAGAGCCCUGGAGACGGCACACAGCAUGAACAGGAUGGACUACAUCGUAUAGCAGGAAGUGACAUUGGAGGCAGGAAAUAAACGCUGUGUAAAGAAUUCCCCUUCCUGGACUUUAUGGUCACCCCGGCAACGUGGUCCUUCUGACACGUUCUGUGGACAGUGUUGCCGUGCAACCAAACCCUUUGAUCAUGCUGAAGAGGACCAGGUGGAUGUUCUGGGAUUUGUAGUUUUGUAGUUCCUAAACUGUUAGGUCAUUAUUCUGUGACUACAAGGUUGUUUUAUUUUGGAUAUAAUGAGUGGUACGUCAGAUGUAGUACCCUGUUCUCUAUUUAGUGCACUGCUUUUGACCAGAGCCCUAUGGGCCAAGUGUACAUUGUAGGGAGUAGGUUGCUGUUUUAGCUGUUACUCCUGAUCAUUUAAUGCUAGCUGGCUACACUGGCAGAGCAGGUUGCUUUGGUUGGCAGGAUAAGAGGGUGUUGUGUUUUCACAUUUCAACGCGACACCUAAUUCCCUAAAUGACGCACUACUUUUGAGCAGAGCCCUUAUGGGCCCUGGUCUAAAGUAGUGCACUAUGUAGGGAAUAGGGGGCUAUUUCAGACACGCAUUGGUUUAAUGUAUUUCUCUCUCUCUAGUAGGUAUAAACUAGUUUUGUUUUGCCUUUUCAGUUUCAUUGCAAUGUCAUGAAAUUAAACCAAAAAUAAAUACAACUUUAGAAUGAUUUAUUUGGGCGGGUGGGGUCGAUGUCAGCAGUUGCAAUAUGAAGAAUUUGUGUCUGUUUAGAAUGUGUAGAUAUGUACAUUUAUUUUUUAUUAAUCAUUGUGUAUAUUUGAUUUAUUAACUUAAAUAAUAAUCAAGAGCCUUAAGAUAUCAUUCCUUUUUAUUUAUAUGUUCUGUCUCUAGAUGUAAGGUUUUUACAGCUUAGUUUCUUUUUUUGAUAGUGAACAUGUUUUUUAUUUUACAAAAUGCCCCCCAAAAAAAUGCUUCUUUUUUUUUUGCCUGAAAUAUUUGUUGUUGUUAUUGUUGUUUUGUUUAUGAUUCUACAGCAUCCAUUGUUGAUUCUAUGACUCUACAGUUUAUGAUUCUACCAUUGUUGCUUAGACUUUGCAGACUAGAGGGGAAGAAGAAAUAAAAACAAAAUACAAAAUAAAUGGUUGCUUUUGGGUUGUAAAACGAUUCAGAGAUUGAGUGUAGUGGCAGACAUUUUCCUUGUGACUACUAUUUGAACAAAAAUCCUUUAGCAGCAUCUUAAGUCACUCAUAAUCACAUACUCAGAAAACAAGUAUAUCUGCCAAUCACGCAUAAAGUCAUAGCUAGACCCAGGACUUGUCCCACAUGGCACCCUAUUCCCUAUAGGCCCUGGUCAAAAGUAGUGCACUAUAAAGUGAAUAGGGUGCCAUUUGGGAUGUAACCAAAUCAUACUUGAAUGGUAGAGGGUCAACAGUCCCGGAUCGGUUUGCGCUAUCAAAUCCAUUGCAUGCAUGAUUUGGCAAGAUGGCACAAACCGAACAGGGCCUGUAAUUCAUACAUUCUUUCAGAAUAAGAGAGAGCUGAUCUAGGAUCAGGUCCUGCCUGUUCAUAUAAAUUGUAUUCAUUAUCCGAAAAGGCCAAACUGAUCCUUAUACCAGCACUAUGAAUUGUGGGCCCUGGGACUCUUGAGGGGUUAUAUACUACGAAGCAACAUCAAUUCGUUAGCUAAAUUUAUAAUAAAUAGACCACCCGAUGUAACUUUUAUGUUAGUGUCCAUAUUCUGUCAACUUCCACCCAGAUAAUGUUGUCAAGUAUAUCUUGUCCCACAUGGCACCCUAUUCCCUAUGGGCCCUGGUCAAAAGUAGUGCACUAUAAAGUGAAUAGGGUGCCAUUUGGGAGAGAACAAACACCUACAUUUUUUUUUUUUUAAGCUUCCAGUUUCCUUAUUGGCUGCGGUCGACUCACAUGAAUAUAUUUUAUGUCCGUUAUAUGCCCACACCAUUAAAACACGGAAAAACUGCUUAACAUACUUUAUUUUUUUAGGAAGGAAAAAUGUCACUCAAUUGUAAUUAAUUAUACGUGAUAUUUCAUAAAUCUAGAAACGGUGGACAAUGAGGAAAUAUAAAACUUGUGUUUUUAGUUGUGUUGACCCAAUUGGACAAUGUUCAAGUUGAUUUUUCAAGUAAGUUAUUUACAAAUAUUUAGUCAAUUUAGCUCAAACAUUGACCCUGCUUGGUUGUGUGCUGCCGGAAGCCUUCGUUAGUUUCUGUUUCAACUAUAAAGACGGACAUGUUUUCUCUUUCUGAGAUCAUGGCAACAUUCAUUUCCUGUCCUUUUUCAUUCAUUUCCUUUUUCCACCUUUGUGUUAUGAGGAUGUAUUAUGUGUUGAUGUUGCAAUUCUGGCAAUAUUUUGAAAGUCAAUAUUUAUUAAAUAUUUUUUAUGAAAAGAGAAAUUAAAAACUGUCACCGUUCUGGA
Oncorhynchus gorbuscha (pink salmon) is the source of this 6519-nucleotide messenger RNA. RefSeq names its product protein jagged-1b-like. Gene Ontology annotation, molecular function: calcium ion binding; Notch binding. Lineage: Eukaryota; Metazoa; Chordata; Actinopteri; Salmoniformes; Salmonidae. The transcript is spliced from 26 exons. The record is from RefSeq and is a predicted model, not a curated record. Gene Ontology annotation, cellular component: plasma membrane; protein-containing complex. Bases 346 to 4128 code for a protein of 1260 amino acids. Gene Ontology annotation, biological process: cell communication; multicellular organism development; Notch signaling pathway.